Neurospora tetraspora is the source of this 1203-nucleotide messenger RNA. RefSeq lists its product as uncharacterized. Bases 469 to 876 code for a protein of 135 amino acids. NCBI's taxonomy places the organism in Eukaryota, Fungi, Ascomycota, Sordariomycetes, Sordariales, Sordariaceae. The record is from RefSeq and is a predicted model, not a curated record. The transcript has a single exon.
GGAAAUCAGUCAACGAUCAAUGCACAACCCGAUGCAUCGGAGCUAUCCGAACGUUAGCGCCUGCUAAACUAGCCGGAUCUUCGAAGUCGGGGCCUUCAAGAUCACGGCGCGAUCCGCAUGCGAUGAACCCGACAGAUCGGCACGGUCGAGAUCGCACGACCAUUUCGUAUUAACAACGUCAUACAUCACGGUGUGCAGACUGCAGUGACGCGCAUGACACAGUCGUUGCUCAGGAGACCUCGGCUGACAAUGAACUUGAACUCAAAAGGACUGGCUGUUUGUGCUACAAAAGAGACGCGAUUGACCUUUGUUCUCGCAAAUUAAGCCUCGAUUCUUACACGAUCAAUCCAUCGGGCUCAAGAACAACUCCUAUUGCGCGCAUCACGACAACAAAAGACACUUUUGUGAACCUCCCAACGGAAAUAUCACCAAAACUCACCUAUCCACACCACCAACCACACUCUCACAAUGUCCCCCCAAUCCAAUACCAACAAGAAACCCCUCCGCCAACUCGCCGCCGAAAAGCUCAACGGCCCCAACGCCAACCCCUCCCAACUAGGCGAUCCCAUCUCCCUCAAGUCCGAGACCAACCAAGAUUCUCCCGACAACGUUCAAUAUGACCCCGAAGGAGCCGAGGUCACUCCUUCACCUUCCAAGAAAAACAAGUCAUCGUCAUCGAAUUCGAAUUCGAAUGCGAAUCGGAGGACAAAGGCGUAUGGUGUUCCGAGGAAUGAUCCCACGGCUGCUAGCUCAGGUGGAGCGAGGACUGCUUUGGGAAAGAGAAUCCCGCUUGAAGGAGACGCGACGAGUUUGGAACGGGAGCAGGUGGUUGAUGAUGGGCGGGUGGGGAGGGGGAAGGGGGGUAGUAAGCUUUAAUAGGCUGGGAUUUGGAAGGGCGGUGAUUGCGGAGGGGGUGAUAAUGAUAUGCCAUGAUGAUUGUUAUGGGUGAUGCAAAUCAGUAGGUAUGGGUGGGUGAUUGAGCUAGGGUGGACGAGUGAACAGAGAGUGAGAGCGUUGCUGUUCAUGCGGGAGGGGAGGACAUCGCAUGCAUUGCCAAUUGAUGUAGGAGUUGAUAAGUCAAACAUCUGGGCAGAUUGAACAUCAAAUCACAACGCCCGCAUGGCUCAGUGGUAGAGCGCAUCACUAGUAAUGAUGAGGUCGUCAGUUCGAUUCUGGCUGUGGGCAAUUCGCCUUUCCUUUUCC